Molecule: messenger RNA, 917 nt
Organism: Oncorhynchus kisutch (coho salmon)
Lineage: Eukaryota; Metazoa; Chordata; Actinopteri; Salmoniformes; Salmonidae
Gene: mkrn2os.2
Product: MKRN2 opposite strand, tandem duplicate 2
Exons: 4
Coding region: 1-666 (221 amino acids)
Source: RefSeq, a predicted model, not a curated record
AUGGAGGAAAAGAGUGUGAUUAAGUUCAGCCACUGUCAGAAGGACAUCUUCUGUUUCUUCAUUCCAGAGAAAUGUCCAGAGUGUGGAGUGAGCUUCAGCAGUGGCAGGCUGGAGGAGGCUCCUAUCCGUAUCCCCAACCCUUUUUCUAACGGACACAAGACCCCAUGCUGCUUCCUGGUCGCACCUGCUGAGGAAAACAACCUCAGGGAGUUUGAUGGCGGCUCAGACCUACACACUGGGAUCACAGACACUAAUGGAGUGGUGUUCAACUACACUAAGCCAGGGGUCCGGCAGGACCAGCGAGGCUGGGAGAUGUGUAUCAGUAUUCCCCUGAUCCAACCAGACAUGUUUAACCUUCUCAACCAGUGGGACCAAUACCUCAACAAGUUCUCAGAUGCCGAGAUGUGGGACCCAGCAUACAAAAGGUUUAAUAAGGAGACGCACAACUGCUACAACUACACUCUGAUGUUUCUAAACCGUGUGCUAGCAACACAGGGGAAAGGCUCUCUGACCAAAGACCAGUUCACUCAGAGCUUUGUCCUGCCCAAGAUCAAGAGAGCCUGUAAAUACACCACAAUGUGCAGGGAGAUAUCACAGAACUACUUCUAUAUAGCGGACAGUCCUGUUAGAGUGAUGGAGGAAGAAAGAGGAGGAGAGAAGGCUUGACUGGUUAAUACAAGAGGACAGAGACUGAGGCAGCCACAGUGCUACACAGAACAUGAGUUAAAAUGACCAUCAUCCCAGAAACCCUGGAUCCAUAGAUGAUGCAAUCUCUAUUGCACUCCACACUGCCCUUUCCCACAUGGUUAUCACAACUGGUUAUCACAACAUAUCUGUGCAUACAGAUAUGUACAGUAGGUUUACAUUACAUUCACUUAGGUUGGAGUGAUCAAAACUUGUUUGUUUUUCAACCACUC